GUUGAACUCGGUGAUCUUCUAAAUUCGGUGAAUUCGGAUUUGCAGAAUUGGGCUCUCGGUUUCACCAACGAUGAAGAGUUGGAUGAGGCAUAUUUUGGUGAGACAUCGCCAUCGGGUGACAAUUGUAAUGGUAUGUGA
Messenger RNA from Anisakis simplex (herring worm), 138 nucleotides. Lineage: Eukaryota; Metazoa; Nematoda; Chromadorea; Rhabditida; Anisakidae. The record is from the annotation of a GenBank genome assembly.